Molecule: messenger RNA, 2179 nt
Organism: Larimichthys crocea (large yellow croaker)
Lineage: Eukaryota; Metazoa; Chordata; Actinopteri; Sciaenidae
Gene: sars2
Product: seryl-tRNA synthetase 2, mitochondrial
Exons: 16
Coding region: 340-1893 (517 amino acids)
Biological process (GO): seryl-tRNA aminoacylation
Molecular function (GO): ATP binding; serine-tRNA ligase activity
Source: RefSeq, a predicted model, not a curated record
UAUAUUUUUAGAAUAAUAUUUAAAAAUGUAAUUUUAUUUCGUUUCCAAUUCCGAAAUUACUAAUUUCCGCAUUAUUGCUGCGUUCAAGACAGAUACGACCGUUUCAUAGCCGUUUGUCAGCCUCAACAGCGAGAAAGGAGAGAGGAAGAAACGCUAAGAAAUGCGAGUGGCCAUUGUUAUUAGCAUAUAUUAGGCUUUUAUUUAAGUGAUAAUAUCCAACAUAACACCAAACGUAUAACUGUUAAAUUGUAUGGUGAAAGGCGGACCAGGGAGCCGACACAGACAACAGUUACAAUUAUUCCCAUACACCGUGAAUGCAACACUGUCCUCAAGACCAACAUGGCGAGCUGCAUGGGCAUGGUGCUGAGAGCUCUCACUGUGUUGAAGCCGGCGGCGACACACUGUUCACGGCAGAGGACGAGCGUGUUCAUCCCGCGCCGCUUCUCGCACGGAGCCCGGAGCAGUUUGUACGAACAUGUCUGCGAAGGUUACAGCGACAAACCCGAGCUGGACAUGAGAGGAGUGUGCGAGGAGACCGACAAAGUCAUAGCCAAUGUGGAGAACAGGAAGGGCGACCUGCGAGGGGACGACGUCAGGAGAAUUGUGUGUGUGUGGCAGGAGCUCCAGGCAGUGAGGACAGAAAUCUCUGAGCUGGAGGAGCAGAAGAGGGACAUCGCUGAAACUGUCAAAGCACUAGUGACCAAGAACGACAAGAAAGCCCUCGCCAGUCUUCCAGAGUACACCCAGGCUCUGCAGAAGGGUCGAGCGAUCCGCAACAGACUGAACCAGCUAUACCCCAAAGAGACUGAGCUGGAUCAGGAACACUACGGACGAGCGCUCAGACUGCCCAACACCUCACACCCUGAUGUGCCAGUUGGAGAUGAGAGCCAGGCGAGGGUGGUGGAGCUGGUUGGACAGAAACCAGAGUUUGACUUCAAGCCCAGGGGUCAUGUAGAGCUGGGGGAGCAGUUGGGUCUCAUCAGACAAAGACAUCUGGCUCAUGUUUCAGGCCACAGGUCGUACUAUCUGAGGGGAACAGGGGCCAGACUUCAGACUGCACUCCAAAAUUUUGCCCUUGACACACUGCAGCGACGGGGCUUUGUUCCCAUGGUUGUACCUGACAUGCUGAAGGGGGCAGUAUUUGAGGGUUGUGGGAUGCCGCCCAACGCCCAUCGUUCUCAAGUUUAUUCACUGGACCCGGCACGUUUCCCAGACCUCAACCUGGCUGGAACUGGAGAGGUCGGGGUGGCAGGUUAUUUCAUGGAUCAUGCAGUAAACUGGGCGGACCUGCCUGUCAGGACGGUGUGCAGCAGCACCUGCUACAGAGCGGAGACGGACACGGGCAGAGAGACGUGGGGGCUGUACAGAGUCCAUCACUUCAACAAGAUAGAGAUGUUUGGAGUGACAGCAGAUGAGACAGGAAGAGAGAGCUCUCAGUUGCUGGAGGAGUUUGUCUCUUUGCAGAAAGAGAUGUUUUCUGCACUGGAGCUACAUUACAGAGUGCUGGACAUGCCGACACAGGAGCUGGGCCCUCCAGCGCACAGGAAGUACGACAUUGAAGCGUGGAUGCCUGGGAGGAACAGUUACGGAGAGAUUUCCAGUGGGUCCAACUGUACAGACUACCAGACCCGACGUCUCAACAUCCUGUAUGAGAGAGAGGAUGGCAGCCUGCAGUACGCCCACACAGUGAAUGCUACAGCGUGUGCCAUCCCCCGAACCAUCAUCGCUAUCCUUGAGACUCAUCAGACCAAAGAGGGAACAGUACGCGUCCCGCGAGCACUGCAGCCUUAUCUGGGUCUAGAAGUGAUCGAAAAGCCAAAGUACACUCCACUGAAAUACAUCGGACCCAACCAGUCCAAUCGACCGCCCAGACCUGCUCCCAAAACCAGAUGACCCAGAUAACAAGUGUAGUGCUGUACCACCAGCCAUCGUCCACAAACACAUCCUGAGGUCGGAGCCAGUUCACAUUCAACACCACCAGUUCAGACAGGAAUCCAAUAUUUAAUAGACAUCGGGAUGUUUCAUCCAGUCUGACUGAUUGAGUUGACUGCCUGAAUGUUUAGAGGCGAUGGAUUAGAUCCUUCACUUUACUGUCACUUUGUCAUGAAAUUGUGAACGUAACCCUGAAUGUUCCCUGAAUAACCAAUAGAAUAACCAAUAAAGACAAAUGCUUCAUUUC